AUGCCCCGGGAAAUCAUCACGAUACAGGUGGGCCAAUGUGGCAACCAGAGUGCCGAGCUGACCGUUGGCUUCGAGUUCUGGAAGCAGCUCAGCAAGGAGCACGGCAUCAACCCUGAGGGCGUGCUUGAAGAGUACGCGGCGAGCAACCCAGGCGAUGACCGCAAGGACGUGUUCUUCUACCAGGCGGAUGACGACCAUUAUAUCCCGCGGUCGGUGCUGAUCGACCUCGAGCCCGGCGUCAUCAACCGGAUCCUCAACAGCCCCUACAGCCGCUUCUACAAUCCCGAGAACAUCUUCAUGUCGAAGGAGGGUGGAGGGGCGGGCAACAAGUGGUCCGAGGGGUACGCCCAGGGCCAGAAGCACUCCGAGGAGUUGCUCGACAUCCUGGAGCGGGAGGCGGAUGGCUCGGACUCGCUGGAAGGGUUCCUGCUGAUCCACUCGAUCGCGGGCGGGACGGGUUCGGGGCUGGGUUCGAGUUUACUAGAAAAGAUCAACUAACGAUUUCCCAAGAAGAUCAUCUAGACCUACUCAGUGUUCCCGAACCUGUACGAGGCCAGCGACGUGGUAGUCCAGCCCUACAACUCGAUGCUCACCAUUAAACGCCUGAUCCUCAAUUCCGACGCCGUGGUGGUGCUGGACAACUCCGCGCUCAAUCGGAUUGCUACUGACCGGCUGAUGAUCAGCAGCCCCUCCGUGUCGCAUAUGAACUCGCUGGUGUCCACGGUGAUGGCGGCCUCGACUACGACCCUGCGGUACCCUGGCUACAUGAACAACGACUUGGUGGGACUGCUGGCCAGUCUGAUCCCCACCCCGCGCUGCCACUUCCUGAUCACGGGCUACACGCCCCUGACUAUCGAGCAGCACAUCUCGAACGUGCAGAAGACCUCAGUGUUCGACGUGAUGAAGAGGCUACUGCAGGUGAAGAACAUCAUGCUGUCGACCCAGCCGAAGCGGGACAAGAGCUGCUACCUGUCGAUCCUGAACAUCAUCCAGGGCGAUGUCGACGCCACCCAGAUCCAUGAGAGUUUGCAGCGCAUCCGCUAGAAGAAGUACGCGAAUUUCAUUUCCUGGGGGCCUGCCUCGAUCCAGGUGGCAUUGUCCAAGAAGUCGCCCUACAUGGAGUCCGCGCACAAGGUCUCGGGGCUGAUGCUGGCCAACAGCACCAACAUGAGCAGCAUGUUCGACCUCAUCCUCCGGCAGUACGACAAACUCAUGAAGCGGAACGCCUACAUCGACCUUUUCAAGAGUUCCGAGGGCUUCACCGACGAUGAGUUCAGGGAGAGCGAGGAGACCGUCCGGCAGCUGAUCGACGAGUACCAUGCCGCCUAGGAGCCGAACUACAUGGACUGGGGCGAGGAUAUGGUUUGA
Molecule: messenger RNA, 1368 nt
Organism: Hippocampus zosterae (dwarf seahorse)
Lineage: Eukaryota; Metazoa; Chordata; Actinopteri; Syngnathiformes; Syngnathidae
Product: tubulin gamma-1 chain-like
Biological process (GO): mitotic sister chromatid segregation; meiotic spindle organization; cytoplasmic microtubule organization
Cellular component (GO): centrosome; microtubule; nucleus
Molecular function (GO): structural constituent of cytoskeleton; GTP binding
Source: RefSeq, a predicted model, not a curated record